ACGGGGUAGGCGGGACAUCCCGGCUCUCCCUUCCCCGCGGCCCGGUUAACCCGCGGCUGCCCGCCGGAGCCAGGUUACAGAGAUAAAAUCAGCUCUUUCUAAAAAUCGCUAUAAACAUCUGCUCCCCCACUCCCCAGGGCUUGCACCUGCAGAAAGGAGGAAAUAAAAUCUCUAUGCACUCUGCAGGGUUUCAGCUUUUGAGGCAUCCGUGACAGAAGUCAAGGAAACAAACUCAAGAGAAUGAAGCCUAACAAAGGAAAGACUUUAACUAGAGAGAGAGACUAUGUGUACAAAUUCAGUGCUGGAAAUGAAGAUUUGGUGCUUACCGUGCCUCUCAAAUUCCCUGUGCAGGAAAAUAUCAGUCAUUUGCACGGACGUCUGAUGGUUCUGCACAACCUGCCAUGCUUUAUAGAAAAUGACCUGAAGCAAUCUCUUAGUAAAUUUGUAGAAGAAGAGACUAUAAAAGAUUAUGACAGAGAAGCUGAAGUGGCUCUGGAAGCAGUGAAAUCAGGAAAAGUAGACAUCAACCAGCUGGCAGAUACUUGGGCUAAAGCUUAUAAAGAGACAACGUUAGAACAUGCCAAACCUGAAGAAACCAGCUGGGAUGAAGAUUUUGCAGAUGUUUAUCAUGAUCUGAUCCAUUCUCCAGCUUCUGAAAUGCUGUUAAACCUGGAACACAAUUAUUUUGUUAGCAUCUCAGAAUUAAUAAGUGAAAGAGACGUGGAACUGAAAAAACUACGUGAAAGGCAAGGAGCUGAAAUGGAUAAGGUGAUGCAGGAGCUUGGGAAGUCACUGACUGACCAGGAUGUCAAUUCCUUAGCAGCUCAGCAUUUUGAGUCUCAGCAGGAUUUGGAGAACAAAUGGACCAAUGAAUUAAAACAGACUACAGCUAUCCAGAAGCAGGAAUAUCAGGAGUGGGUGAUAAAGCUUCAUCAGGACCUAAAGAAUCCCAACAACAGCUCAGUCAGUGAUGAAAUUAAAGUUCAGCCCAGCCAGCUGAGGGAAUCUGUGGAAGGAAAUGGGAGAAUCUAUGAAGAGCAAAGGCUGUUAGAAGAAAGCUUUACUAUUCACUUAGGAGCCCAGCUGAAGACCAUGCACAACCUGAGGCUGCUGAGAGCUGACGUGUUGGAUUUCUGCAAACACAAGCGCAAUCACCGCAGUGGGGUGAAGCUGCACAGGCUUCAGACUGCGAUGUCCCUCUAUUCAACUUCCCUCUGUGGCCUGGUGUUACUGGUGGAUAACAGGAUCAGCUCAUACAGUGGAAUCAAAAGAGAUUUCGCAACUGUUUGCCAAGAAUGCACGGAUUUCCAUUUUCCUGGAAUCCAAGAACAACUUGAAAUUGUCCAGAAGGUUGUACUUAAGGCCAGAGCACAGCGUAGCAACAAGACAAAAAGACACCACGAAAACAAAAUGAAUGGGAAUGAAGAUAAAUUAAAGAAUAUUGAACGAAACCAGUCAAACAUUUUGCCAGGAGAGUUCUACAUCACACGGCACUCAAACCUCUCAGAAAUACACGUUGCCUUUCACCUCUGUGUGGAUGACAACGUCAGGUCUGUGAACGUGACCGCUCGGGACCCAGCUAUCAUGGGGCUCAGGAACAUCCUCAAGGUCUGCUGCACACAUGACAUCACCACCAUCAGCAUUCCCCUCCUGUUGGUGCAUGAAAUGUCAGAAGAGAUGACCAUUCCAUGGUGUCUGAAGAGGGCAGAGCUUGUGUUCAAGUGUGUCAAAGGUUUCAUGAUGGAAAUGGCCUCGUGGGAUGGAGGAAUUUCUCGUACUGUACAAUUCCUGGUACCACAGACAAUUUCUGAGGAAAUGUUUUACCAGCUGAGUAACAUGCUGCCACAGAUCUUCAGAGUAUCCUCCACACUGACUCUGACCUCUAAGCACUGAUUUCUGUGGGGCACUAACCUGUAUCCUGUUGGUAGAGGAUGACAUUAAGGAGAUUCUGGACUAGGAUGUCUCUUUCCUGUGGACUGAUAACCCCAAAGUGGCAUUUGUAGCAAUUUCAAGAAUUGUGUUGUAAUAAAAGAUAAAUGUUGUCUGUA
This is a messenger RNA of Catharus ustulatus (Swainson's thrush), 2048 nucleotides long. It is a transcript of the gene FERRY3, whose product is annotated as chromosome 4 C12orf4 homolog. The transcript is spliced from 15 exons. The record is from RefSeq and is a predicted model, not a curated record. Gene Ontology annotation, cellular component: cytoplasm. Gene Ontology annotation, biological process: regulation of mast cell degranulation. Lineage: Eukaryota; Metazoa; Chordata; Aves; Passeriformes; Turdidae. The coding region runs from base 241 to 1893 and encodes 550 amino acids.